AUGAUUUUGGAAAUUUUUUUAAAAGCUAUAAAGAUGCUGGCAACUUUUGAUUCAGUUAUGUGGGAACAUAUUUGCAGAACUGAAUCAAAAUCUGACUCAAGUCGGAUGGACUGCAUACCAGAUGCAAACCAUACUGAACAAAUAACAGUACUAUUUAGGCAUGUUUAUCUAAAUCACAUUGACAAACAAGUGGAGGGUUUGUUAAAUUUAGUUUUGAAUUUAUUUUCUGAAUUUAACCUGGACAUUCAAAAUUUUCACAGACAAGUUUAUGAUAAUGGCUCUGACAAGUGUGGAAAACAUAAUGGACUGCGGAGAAGAAUUUUGGAUAUCAAUAAUGGAUUUUACGUCCCAUAUUCAUCUCACAGCUUAAACUUAGUGGUAAAGGAUGCUGCAAAUAUUUCUCACGAGACCAUGAGUUUCAUUGAUCUUUUAAGUGCUACGAGAUGGUCUAGCAGAAUUGAAGCAAUAAAACCCUCACAGUCCUACAUAGAAGACAUAUUUGAUGCUCUGUGGGAAAUAUCAGAAGCUUCUUCUACUUUGGAUUGCACCACCGCUCUCAAAGUGAAGUCACUCGCUUUAAAAUUUCUAACUUAUAAAUUCAUUUAUUCUGUCAUAAUCUGGUACAAUGUUUUGAGCGAAAUUACUUUUUUAAGUACAAUGACACAAAACCUGACUAUUAAUACUCAGAUAUGCAUCAAUUUGUUAAUGAGCUUGAUACACAUAUUCACACAAUAUCGCACAGAUGGAAACUUUGAAAUAGUUUUCAAAGAAGCUACCAAUGUGGCAAACAAACUACAUGCUGAAACAGGUUUCCCUCCAGUAAAUAUACGUCCCCCAAGAAGAAAAACGACUCAGUUUCAGUAUGAACAUUGUGAUGAAUUUUGGUUGGACCCCAAAAUGAAUUUCAAAGUAGAAUUUUUUUCUGAAUUCUAG
Molecule: messenger RNA, 933 nt
Organism: Schistocerca nitens (vagrant locust)
Lineage: Eukaryota; Metazoa; Arthropoda; Insecta; Orthoptera; Acrididae
Exons: 4
Coding region: 1-933 (310 amino acids)
Source: RefSeq, a predicted model, not a curated record